GCCGGUGCAUGAGUGUUUAGUGAUCAAUGAACUCUGCGUCGCUGUAUGUUGGGGUGUGCUGCCACUGGUAUUUAUUAAACCGGCAGACAUGACAAUGUAAUAGAAAAUUAUAAAUCAAAUUUUCCAAACGGAAAUAAAAUAUACACAGUCAUUCUACAGUUCAAAGUAGAUGACUGAAGAUGAAUGACAUAGAAAGUAUAAGCAUGAAGGGCAGUGGAGGAUCUAAGAUGCCUCAUAGUCAUUCGACUCCGGCAGGUGUGGAUGGAGGCAGUAGGACUCCUCCCACAACACCUAGGAAAGCUGGAAAGAUGCUUGCUGUUCGUGUACAGAUGUUGGAUGAUACAAUUACAAUGUUUCAAGUUCAGGCAAAAGCUUUGGGCAGAGUAUUGUUUGACCAAGUUUGCAAACAGCUACAUCUUUUGGAAGCUGACUAUUUUGGUUUAGAGUAUCAGGAGCUGAAUGGAACGAAAUACUGGUUAGAUUUAGAGAAGCCUGUUUGUAGACAAGUUGGGUUAUCAUUAAUAGAUCCCUUAUUGAGAUUCUGUGUGAAAUUUUAUACACCUGAUCCAGCACAACUGGAAGAAGAAUUUACAAGAUAUUUAUUUUGUCUUCAAAUCAAACGUGAUUUAGCUCAAGGUUUACUGCAGUGCAAUGAUAAUACGGCAGCUUUGAUGGCUAGCUACAUUGUUCAGGCCGAGUGUGGAGAUUAUGUGAUAGAGGAUUAUCCAGACCAUACGUAUUUGUCAACUUACAAAUUUGUGCCUCAUCAAGAUCAAGAAUUAGAACGUCGUAUUAUGGAAAAUCACAAGAAACACGCAGGUCAGUCGCCGGCAGAAGCGGAUCUGAAUCUGCUAGAAACUGCACGACGCUGUGAGUUGUACGGAAUGAAAAUGCACCCGGCAAAAGAUCACGAGGGUGUGCCGUUGAAUUUGGCAGUGGCACAUAUGGGAAUAGUAGUCUUUCAAAAUUUUACCAAGAUAAAUACGUUCAGCUGGGCAAAGAUUAGGAAAAUCAGCUUCAAGAGGAAACGAUUUUUAAUCAAACUUCACCCAGAGGGUUUUGGUUAUUACAAGGAUACCGUGGAAUUCUUUUUCGAAGGACGUAAUGAGUGUAAAAAUUUUUGGAAGAAGUGUGUAGAAAAUCAUGGAUUUUUCCGUUGUUCGGUAGUGAAACGAGUAGUACGGCAGAAAACGCGAGUUCUUAGUCGUGGCUCGUCAUUCAGGUAUAGCGGGAAAACUCAGAAGCAGAUAGUGGAAUUCGUACGAGACAAUUAUGUGAAGAGGCAGACGUUUCAAAGGUCCAAUUCGUUCCGGCAGACUAGCGGUGGUAGGGCAUUGCAGGGCUUGGAGGGGGGAGGCUAUCGUGGGGCCACUCCAAGCAGCUCCCUUAUGGGCAGCUCCAGCAUCUCUGCCCACCCCCUCCUGCCCCUCGGCGAUCCUGCCCUGGAAACCCCAGCUCUGUCUCUGUCAUGCGGCUCGAUGACACUGGAUUCUCCGACGACUGUGACGAGUGUCUCGAUGGGAGGGACGAUUCACCGUCGCGAAGACACAGCUACGUCGUUUCGGACACUUACCUCCAUCGACGUCCAUUCCCCGGCCACACCCAACCAGGUCCCAGCACCGCGGCCGAUGCUUGUUGCCAGCCAACAGCGGAUUUCAUCAGCAGAUACCGAGACAGAUAAGCAGGGGACACCGAACAAACAGGAGAAUAAUAAUUCUGUUUACGUGAAUGAAAAAUCUCCUGAGAAACGUACAAAUGGUAUGGUGGCGACUAGCAACGCGAGCAUGGUCAAUACUCCGGACCUGAGCCCCGUAAAAAAUAUACGAAACGGAGAGGUUGAGGAUGGCGAAAUUCGAAAAACUAAAAGGUGGCCGACGGAUAAGGCGUAUUAUAUCGCAAAGGAACUUCUUAUGACCGAAAGAACUUACAAGAAAGAUCUUGACGUGAUAAACGUGGGCUACCGUGAAGAGAUAUCUCGAGAGGCAGAAUUAGAGGGCGAAGCUGUGGUUUCACUGAUCGAGCUUUUAGCUGACGUCCAUGGGCCCUGCCUCCAAGAAAUGGAGGCAAGAUUGGAACGGUGGGAGAGUAAUGCACGACACAACAUUGGUGAUUUUCUUUACAACACUUUGUUGAACGUACUGCCGCUUUACGAUCAAUAUCUGGAGAAUCUAAUACCGGUCCUCGAGAAAAUGGAAUAUUAUACAAGGACAUCCCGUUGUUUCGAUCAGUUGUGCCGUGAUUUCGAGGCGCAGAAGUAUUGUUAUCUACCGUUGACUUCAUUCCUUUUAAAGCCGUUGCAACGGUUGUUGCACUACAACAGUAUUAUCGAUAGAUUAUUAGAUCACUAUCCGAAAGAUCACACGGAUUUCGAAGAUUGCCUGGCGGCUAGAGAUCGAUUAGGAGAGACGUUGCUCGAAGGUCUUAGCAUAAUUAAUCAAGCGGAGAAUCUGGUUCAACUUUGCGAAAUGCAAAGGGACAUCAGCGGUUUCGACAAUUUGGUUCAGGAGGGUCGUAGAUUUAUUAGGCAAGGUUGCUUGCAAAAGUAUAGUCGUAAAGGUUUUCAGCAAAGAAUGUUUUUCCUGUUUUCGGACAUAUUAUUGUACACAUUCCGUACUCAACAACCGACGCAAUGCUUUCAUGUUCAUGGUCAACUACCGCUAAAAGGAAUGAAAAUUCGGGAGGGCGACAAUAAAACUGGCUCGGACUUUGCAUUCGUAAUCGACGCCCAAGGAAAUCAAUCCUUAACGGUUGCCGCUAGUAACGAAGAAGAGAAAGGGAGAUGGUUGGAAGAUUUGAUCAUUGCUAUCGCGCAAGCUGACGCGGAUCCAAAAAUGCCCUACUUGAAUUUAAAGUCUUGUAGUUCAGCCGACGAAAUGGGCGAUGGUAUUGGGUUGGAGGCUGAUCGAGGAAGUUGCGGAGGUGCCAAGGCUUCUCAACGGAGUAAUACAACUUUACACGUUUGUUGGCAUCGAAACACGAGUAUCAGUUACAGCGAUCAAUUGAGAGCAUUUCAAAACCAACUCAGUGGAUUUCUUUUGCGGAAAUUCAAAAAUAGUAAUGGUUGGCAAAAGCUCUGGGUCGUUUUUACCAACUUCUGUUUGUUCUUUUAUAAAUCACAUCGAGACGACUCCCCAUUGGCUAGCUUGCCGUUGUUAGGAUACACUGUUACUACCCCAUCGGAGAAGGAUGGGAUCAACAAAGAUUUCGUGUUCAAAUUGCAAUUUAAGAAUCACGUUUAUUUUUUCCGUGCUGAGAGCGACUACACAUUUGGACGGUGGAUCGAAGUAAUUCGGAGUGCGACACAACAAAGCCACGUGUCGGAUAGCUUCAACGGAAAAGAAGGAUAUUAACAUUCGUGUUCUAUAGAAUAUCGAAAGGAAGUAAUGUAAGAAAACGUUUGAGCAAAGUAGCGCUACAGGCCACUUCAUCUCAAACAGUUUUUCAUUAUAUGUGGUAUAGUAUUAAAAUCGAGAAAUCUCAACAUCUUCAGGGAAAACCUGUGUUAGCGGUAAAACGCAUUAAAACUUCGCGGCCUUAUUCGUGGACUGAAAAUCAAAUUUAUACGAUUUAAUAUGGUAAUUGACAAUCAAAUCGAAAUCACACGCACGCGCGCGCGCACACACACACUCACAGCUGUUUUUCGUAAAGAAAACAAAAGUUGAAAGUAAAACGUAGGGGAAGCAUUCAUUUUAUGCUCAUUUUCAAGCCCGGUUAUUUCAGAGCAACUUUUAUAUUAAAAUGCAUCGCGUUCUAAUCGUUUUUCCUUUUAGUUUUCACGACGACCGACGCGUACUUGAAGAUACGCUUAAC
This is a messenger RNA of Habropoda laboriosa, 3810 nucleotides long. Its product is annotated as FERM, RhoGEF and pleckstrin domain-containing protein 1-like. NCBI's taxonomy places the organism in Eukaryota, Metazoa, Arthropoda, Insecta, Hymenoptera, Apidae. The transcript has 22 exons. Bases 180 to 3350 code for a protein of 1056 amino acids. Gene Ontology annotation, molecular function: guanyl-nucleotide exchange factor activity; cytoskeletal protein binding. The record is from RefSeq and is a predicted model, not a curated record. Gene Ontology annotation, cellular component: cytoskeleton.